Molecule: messenger RNA, 136 nt
Organism: Racocetra persica
Lineage: Eukaryota; Fungi; Glomeromycota; Glomeromycetes; Diversisporales; Gigasporaceae
Source: the annotation of a GenBank genome assembly
CGUUGUCUUCCUUGUUUCUUAUAUCAUCGUCAUGUUUAUUGGCAUCUUGGUCUUGUUAGUGUCAUCAUUUAUUGGUAUUGUCGAUUGUCUAUUGGUGUAGUUUUUGUUAGUUGGUUUAGUGUUGAUUAUCAUUGUA